AGAAGUAGAAGAGAAUCCAAUUCCUUUCUUUUCUGCAUCGCCAAACAGACCGUAACAAGACUCCUCUCUACUGGAUCACACGACUACCGCCUUCUACCUCUCUCGGAGACAAAUCCCCUUCAACCAGCAGUCCAGCACCCUCUCUCUCUCUCUCUCUCUCUCUCUCAUGGCAGGCUCAACCGAAGAACAUGAAAGCGAUCAACCACCAGUUCUCGACGACGAAGCCUCCAACGGCGAGGAUGACGACGACGUAUUGGACGAGGAUGACGAAGAAGACUUCGGCGACGGAGAAGAAGGACCAGUGGUUAGAGCCGAUAUGGACGACCUCUUCCGCCGCAUAUCAACGAACAGCGUCCCCCUCCGAGUCCACGACGUGUUCAUCAAAGGCAACACGAAGACCAAAGAAUCACUCAUCGAAUACGAAAUCGAAGCCCUGAAAAACGCCACCACGGUGCAAGAGCUCCUCCAGGCCGCGGCCGUCGCCAAUGCUCGUCUUCGCCGCCUCGGAAUCUUCGAUUCCGUCAACAUCACGCUCGAUGCGGGCCCGCCGGAGUUGCCGGGCACUGCGAACGUCGUCGUUGAGGUCGUCGAGACCAAAAACCCUAUCUCCGGCGAUUUCGGUGUAUUCUCGAAGCCUGAGGCUAGAUCUUGGUCACUUGAAGGAUCACUCAAGCUGAAAAACUUAUUUGGAUUUGGGGACCUUUGGGAUGGUUCUUUGGCUUAUGGCUGGGACCAAACAUCAGAGGUCAGUGCUGGUGUGUCUUUGCCUAGAUUGAGAGGAUUGGCAUCUCCUGUGCUCGGUCGAGUAUCUCUGCUGUCCAAGGAUUGGCUGAAUUUUUCAUCUUACAAAGAGCGAGAAUUGGGCUUGUCUCUUGGCCUGUUAUCUUCUACGAAUCAUGAUUUGGCAUACAAUCUUACCUGGCGUUCCUUAACAGACCCAUUACAGAUUGCAUCUAGGUCAAUAAGGAGGCAGCUUGGACAUGGUCUGCUCUCAUCCCUAAAGUAUACAUUCAAGAUUGACCAGAGAAACUCACCUCUGAGGCCAACUCAAGGAUAUGCUUUUGUUUCUACUUCUCAAAUCGGCGGUCUUAUACCUGAUUAUCGGAGCUUACGAUUUUUGCGCCAGGAGUUUCAUCUUCGUUACGCUUUUCCCUUGGGUUUUUAUAACGCUGCAGUCAACUUUGGGGUUUCCAGUGGUGCCAUUUUUCCCUGGGGAAAUGGAUUCUUGAAUAUGCCCUCUUCUAUGCCGGAGAGAUUCUUCUUCAGUGGUAAUUCUUCUCCGGUUUGCAACUUGGGAGGCCCGAUGACGUUGUUAGGGUUUAAGCCAAGGGGAUGGGGCCCUACUGAACCAAGGAGGCAAAUUAGAGAAAACUCCAAUAAUGAAAGUUCUGAUACUUAUUCAGGUAGGGAUUUUCUUGGAGGAGACCUUGCUUUUACAGGUUUUGCGGACCUUUCUUUCGAUUUUCCAUUGAGAGUUUUGCGAGAAGCUGGUAUCCAUGGACAUUUCUUUGCUUGUGCUGGGAAUCUUUCCAAAUUAACAGAGAAUGCAUUUCGAGAUUUUUCUUUGAAGAAGUUCCUUGAGUCUUCCCGAAGCUCUGCAGGAUUUGGAAUCGUUGUACCUACUAAACUAUUUCAAUUGGAGAUAAACUACUGUUACAUACUGAAACAACUUGAGCAUGACCGUGGGAAGACUGGUGUGCAAUUUAGUUUCUCUUCACCAUUAUAACAAUUGUAAUCGUUUGUACCCUUGUUUGGUGCUCAACAACAUUGGAGUUAACGAAGGAAACCUAUGAGUCCAGGAUAAUGAGAGUAUUAUGCGGCCAUUUGAGAAGUUUGUUUCUUCACCGACAAUUCCGAUUUAGAUGGCUUUUUGUCUUUUCUGUAAGUUCUCGUGAAGUGCAAAUACAGGUAAAUAAAUAUUGAAGGUACCAAUUUAUAGAUGGCUCACCUUCGUUCCAGAUUGGUUGGAAAGACUGAAAUUCUCCUGCUUCCAACUUCUUUCAAUGGAUCCGAUAGUUCAUCGUUGAUUGGUCACUGGUCAGUACUGAUAACAUUCUUCUAUACAUUUCCAUGCAAAAUGAAGUCAAAGUUGGAUUCUGUUUCACUCUUUUCUUCUUAAAUGAGAGAAUAAAAUUCACGACUGCUUUUUUUU
This is a messenger RNA of Rhododendron vialii, 2152 nucleotides long. RefSeq lists its product as uncharacterized. Gene Ontology annotation, biological process: protein insertion into mitochondrial outer membrane. Gene Ontology annotation, cellular component: outer membrane; SAM complex. The record is from RefSeq and is a predicted model, not a curated record. Lineage: Eukaryota; Viridiplantae; Streptophyta; Magnoliopsida; Ericales; Ericaceae. The coding region runs from base 167 to 1726 and encodes 519 amino acids. The transcript is spliced from 4 exons.